Pipistrellus nathusii (Nathusius's pipistrelle) is the source of this 2745-nucleotide messenger RNA. NCBI's taxonomy places the organism in Eukaryota, Metazoa, Chordata, Mammalia, Chiroptera, Vespertilionidae. The record is from the annotation of a GenBank genome assembly.
AUGUUCCGCAAGGCCCGGCGGGUGAACGUGCGCAAGCGGAACGACUCGGAGGAGGAGGAGCGGGAGCGCGAUGAGGAGCAGGAGCCGCCGCCGCUGCUGCCGCCGCCGGGCGCCGGCGAGGAGCCGGGCGACAGGGCCCCCGCGGGGGAGGCGCCGCUGGGCCCGGGGCCGCCGUCCGCGCUGACCGCGGGCCACGGGGCCGAGGCCGGGGGCUGCUUCCCGGGCGGCGCCGACCCCGGCAACGGGCUGAAGCCGCGCAAGAGGCCGCGGGAGAACAAAGAGGCGCCGCGGGCCAGCCUGCUGAGCUUCCAGGACGAGGAGGAAGAAACUGAAGAAGUUUUCAAAGUGAAGAAAUCAAGUUAUAGCAAAAAGAUAGUAAAAUUACUUAAGAAAGAAUACAAAGAAGAUCUUGAAAAAUCGAAGAUUAAGACAGAACUCAACUCGUCAGCCGACAAUGAACCGCCUUUGGACAAAACGGGACACGUGAAGGACCCCAGCCAGGAGGACGGAGCUGCUGGCGGGGAGCACGGGGAGGACGAGAUGGACAUGGAGAGCGAGAAGGAGGAGGAGAAGCCCAAGGCCGGCGGCGGCGCCUUUUCAAACACUCUGUCGUCUCUGAAUGUCCUCCGUCCAGGAGAAAUCCCGGACGCAGCGUUCAUCCACGCCGCGAGGAAGAAGCGGCAGAUGGCCCGGGAGCUGGGCGACUUCACGCCGCACGACAGCGAGCCCGGGAAAGGCCGCCUCGCCCGGGAGGACGAGAACGACGCCAGCGACGACGAGGACGACGACGAGAAACGCCGGAUAGUGUUUUCCGUGAAAGAGAAGUCACAGCGACAGAAAAUUGCCGAGGAAAUAGGCAUCGAGGGCAGCGACGACGAGGCGCUGGCCGCCGGGGAGCAGGACGAGGAGCUCAGCCGGUGGGAGCAGGAGCAGAUUCGGAAAGGCAUCAACAUCCCUCAGGUCCAAGCCAGCCAGCCCGCAGAAGUGAACAUGUACUACCCGAGCGCUUACCCGACAAUGCCUUACGGCUCGUCCUACGGCAUUCCGUACAGUUACACGGCCUAUGGGUCUUCCGACGGCAAAUCUCAAAAAACAGAUAAUUCAGCCCCUUUCAAAACUCCCAGUAAUGAGAUGACUCCCGUUACUAUUGAUCUGGUAAAGAAACAGCUUAAAGACAGGUUGGACUCCAUGAAAGACGAGCACAAAGCCAACCGCCAGCAGCACGAGAAGCACCUGCAGAGCCGCGUGGACUCCACCAGGGCCAUUGGGAGGCUGGAAGGGUCUGCCGGGGGCAUUGGUGAACGGUAUAAGUUUUUGCAAGAAAUGCGAGGGUAUGUCCAAGACUUGCUUGAGUGUUUCAGUGAAAAGGUGCCUCUGAUUAAUGAACUUGAAUCAGCAAUACAUCAGCUGUACAAACAGCGAGCCUCCCGCCUUGUCCAAAGACGACAAGAUGAUAUUAAAGAUGAAUCUUCGGAGUUUUCAAGCCAUUCAAAUAAGGCUCUGAUGGCACCAAAUCUCGAUUCCUUUGGGCGGGAUCGGGCCCUGUCUCAGGAGCACGCCAAACGGCGGAUCGCCGAGCGCGAGGCCAGGAGGACUCGGCGGCGACAAGCCAGAGAGCAAACGGGGAAGAUGGCAGACCACCUGGAAGGCCUUUCCAGUGACGACGAGGAGACGUCUACCGACAUCACCAACUUCAACCUGGAGAAAGAUCGCAUCUCAAAGGAGGCCGGCAAGGUGUUCGAAGAUGUCCUGGAGAGCUUCUGCUCGAUCGACUGCAUCAAAGCCCAGUUCGAAGCCUGGCGUUCGAGAUACUACACGUCCUACAAGGAUGCGUACAUCGGCCUCUGUCUGCCCAAGCUGUUCAACCCCCUCAUACGGCUGCAGCUCCUCACCUGGACGCCUCUGGAGGCCAAGUGCCGGGACUUUGAGAGCAUGCUGUGGUUUGAGUCGCUGCUGUUCUACGGCUGUGAAGAGCGCGAGCAGGAGAGAGAGGACGUGGACAUCGCGCUGCUGCCCACCAUCGUGGAGAAGGCGAUCCUCCCCAAGCUCACAGUGAUCGCCGAGAGCAUGUGGGACCCCUUCUCCACGACACAGACGUCCAGGAUGGUGGGGAUCACGUUAAAGUUAGUGAAUGGAUAUCCUUCCGUAGCGAACGCAGAAAACAAAAACACACAGGUGUAUCUGAAGGCACUCUUGCUGAGAAUGAGGAGAACUUUGGAUGAUGAUGUAUUCAUGCCCUUAUAUCCCAAAAAUGUCUUAGAAAAUAAAAACUCGGGGCCUUACUUGUUUUUCCAACGACAGUUUUGGUCUUCAGUUAAGCUCUUAGGGAAUUUUCUCCAAUGGUAUGGCAUUUUCUCCAAUAAAACUCUCCAGGAGUUAUCGAUAGAUGGCUUAUUAAAUAGGUAUAUUCUCAUGGCUUUUCAGAACUCAGAAUAUGGAGAUGACAGCAUAAAAAAAGCCCAAAACGUAAUCAAUUGUUUCCCCAAGCAAUGGUUCGUGAACCUGAAAGGAGAAAGAACUAUUUCUCAGUUAGAAAACUUCUGUCGAUACCUCGUACACUUGGCAGAUACAGUUUAUAGAAACAGCAUCGGAUGCUCUGAUGUGGAAAAAAGAAAUGCAAGGGAAAACAUCAAACAGAUAAUCAAGCUCCUUGCGAGUGUCCACGCACUGGACCACGCGGCUGCUGUCGCCGGCGAACACAAUGUGAAGGAGUUCAAGUCCCUGGUGGAGGGGAAGCCAGCCUGA